Cornus florida is the source of this 2138-nucleotide messenger RNA. RefSeq names its product IQ domain-containing protein IQM1-like. The coding region runs from base 189 to 1820 and encodes 543 amino acids. The transcript has 8 exons. The record is from RefSeq and is a predicted model, not a curated record. NCBI's taxonomy places the organism in Eukaryota, Viridiplantae, Streptophyta, Magnoliopsida, Cornales, Cornaceae.
UUUAUAACAAAAAAAAAAAAAAAAAACACUUAUAUAUAUAUAGAGGGAAGGUCUUCACAGUCAGACACUCAGCAUUCAAGUUGUAUUUACACAGAGAAUUCGUUUGGCAAAGACAGAGAAAGUGCACCUUUUUAAAAAAUUUAUCGAGGUGGAGGCUUUUUUUCUGAGACAUUGAAUAGUUUUAUUUUAUGGGUUUGUCACUAUCCUUGCUCUCAUCAGCCUGGAAAGAAGUUGUGAAACAAAAGUUUUUCAGUUUUGUCUACAACAUCAAUUUGACUUCUAAAAAACAACAGAUGACCUUGAGAACUGAUAGCUUUAAGAAAACAGAUUCAGAAACCAUUGCCAAGUCAAAUGUGGCUGAUAAGAGAAGUAAUGCAAAUUCAAUAAACUUGCAUUGCGAACCCAUCAGAGUGAUGCUCCAAACAACUCUUUCAUUCAAGAAUCUAGUUCAAGACAUAAAAGUUUCGCAUUCGGAUUAUGUGGAUAAAAGUAAUGAUGGGUUGAUUCUUAAAUCAGUGCCCACAAAUUUACUUCCUGAGCCGGCAAUAUUGUUUUCGCCAAGACCGGUUUGUGAGCUCGAUGCUGCUGCAGUUAAGCUUCAGAAGGUCUAUAAGAGCUACAGGACUCGAAGAAACCUUGCAGAUUGUGCUGUUGUGGUUGAGGAGCUCUGGUGGAAAGCAUUAGAUUUUGCAGCUCUAAAGCGGACCUCUGUAUCGUUUUUCAACGAUGAGAAACCGGAAACUGCUGUUUCAAGGUGGGCUAGGGCAAGGACGAUGGCUGCUAGGGUCGGGAAAGGGUUGUCCAAGGAUGAGAAGGCUCAAAAACUAGCCCUACAACACUGGCUUGAAGCUAUUGAUCCACGCCAUCGAUAUGGGCACAAUUUACACUUGUAUUAUGAUGUUUGGUUCAAAAGCGAAAGCAGUCAACCUUUCUUUUACUGGUUGGACAUUGGUGAUGGGAAAGAAUUAAAUCUUGCGAAAUGCCCAAGGAUCAAUUUACAGCGACAAUGCAUCAAAUAUCUAGGACCUAAAGAAAGGGAAACAUAUGAAGUAAUUGUUGAAAAUGGGAAGCUUAUGUACCGAGAAAGUGGUGUGUUGGUGGAAACCGUAGAGGGUUCUAAGUGGAUAUUUGUCUUAAGCACAUCGAGGAAUUUGUAUGUGGGACAGAAGAAGAAAGGUACAUUUCAGCAUUCAAGUUUUCUGUCCGGUGGAGCCACAACAGCGGCUGGAAGAUUAGUUGCUCAUGGUGGAGUUCUUGAGGCUAUAUGGCCAUACAGUGGCCACUAUCACCCAACAGAAGAGAACUUCAGGGAAUUCAUUAGCUUCCUCGAAGAACACCACGUAGAUCUCACAAAUGUCAAGAGGUGUGCAAUUGAUGAUGAUAUGCCUUCAUUUAAGGUCUCUGAUGAGGAAUCACAGGCGGAGACAAUAACAAAUGUCGUCACAACUGCAAGAUCAGAAGAUACAACUGCAUCUAAUGUAGAUGGUCCAACCAAGGAAACAAUAAUUGCAACUGAUCGUCAAGAAGAUAUGGGCACUGAUAAUGCUAAUGUGGUGGCACCAGAGUUUAACUUAGCCAAACGCCUAUCAUGCAAGUGGACUACAGGAACUGGACCGCGCAUUGGUUGUGUCCGGGACUACCCACCAGAGCUACAAUCCCGAGCACUUGAACAAGUUAACUUGUCGCCUAGGACUGCUCCUGCACCCUUUGGCAACUAUGGUCCAAUCCCUUCUCCGCGUCCCAGCCCAAAGGUCCGGAUCUCUCCCAGGCUUGCAUACAUGGGACUCCCUAGUCCUAGAACUCCUAUUCCUGCUAACUAAACCAAUUCACCAAAUGAUAAUGGCUUCUGACUUGGGUAGGUUGUGCCACAAAUGGAUCAACAUAAGGCAGUUCUGGUGCCCUAACAUGGGCUUUUGUAGCAAUUAGGGGGAUAAUGGAGGAGCUAACUCGAUUUCUUCAUUUUUUUUUUUUCAUUUUUCAUUUUUUUUUGGGUUUUACAUCAAAAUCCAUUUGAAUCAAAUUGUACCCGUUUUGGCUCCUUUUUUGUUGGAGAUAGGGUUUUAUUCAUUCUUUCUUGUUGACAGUUACAUACAAUAAUUUUUAAUGCAAUAAAAAUUCUUCAUUCUUUUUCCUGAGUA